ACUCCCAAUUUACAAGACAAAGCUACAGAAUCCGCACUACCCUUUAUUAAAUCUCCACACAAAGUAAACGUUCUCAGUCUCAAAUCUCAGCAACAACAACAACAACAACACAAAAAUGGCAGAGACUAUUAUGCAUCAACAAAGCGCCGCCGUAGGGGGUAGAGUUCUUGAUUCUCUCCUCCACGCCCUCAACCCCAUCUCUCUCCUUCUCUCCCAGAACCCAGUUCCGGGAUCUGAACAUGAAUACAUGGAGCGAGGGCCAAGAUACAAAGCGUACGCGGAACUCAGAGAAUCCAAGCUAAGAAGGAAGUAUGAGCAAAUGAGCCAAGAUGAUGAUCAGCAACUUGAACAAGAGCAAGAAUCAAAACCGACUCCUGUUAAGAAGCAGGUCAAGUUUCAGGUUACUGUUCCGAGUAAUGUGCCCCGGAAAAGGGGUGCGGCUAAUUCCUCCUCUUCUUCUGUUGUUGCUCAAUCUGUGCCUGAUUUCUCGGCGGUGCUGAGGAAGGAGAAAGAGAACCGUAGGCCGGCGACGAGGCUUGAGAUGACUCCGCCGUGGUCGAAGGGUAACCACGGCGGGGUUUUGUCGAAUUCGAGAGGGAGUAAGUCGGCGAGUGCGGGGGAGAAGAACAGGGGCAAUAAUGGAGGAGGGUUGAUGGCAAGAAAGAGCUAUGCGAGUCUUGAAGAACUGAAGGGUUUGUCUUCCAUUGCUGCUAGUGCUAUUAAUUGCGGCGGCGGUGAAAACAGGGCAGGUGGGAGGAUCGGUAGAGCAACGGCCAAGAAUGUUUUGGGUUACAGACACUUCUGAUUUCUUUCCUUCUUUACUGAAUUGAGGUUUUGUUUGGAUUGAUUCAUUUUUUUUUUCCAUAGAUUGUAAAGCUAUGCAUACAUUUUUAACUACUAUAUGAGUUUGAUAUGAAUUGCAUCUGUUCAAACAGAGAGGCUUUGAUGAUUUAAUUUGGGAUUGUUUUGCAUUGUAACUACCAGUGGAGUUUGAUAUGAAUUGCUUCUAUUGUAGCAAUACUUGAUAA
Messenger RNA from Rosa rugosa (rugosa rose), 1028 nucleotides. RefSeq lists its product as uncharacterized. The transcript has a single exon. NCBI's taxonomy places the organism in Eukaryota, Viridiplantae, Streptophyta, Magnoliopsida, Rosales, Rosaceae. Bases 116 to 805 code for a protein of 229 amino acids. The record is from RefSeq and is a predicted model, not a curated record.